CAGUUCGGAUCAGCUGAUGGGAACUGACUCACCUCUUCCCGGACAACAUGUCGACACAUCCAGCGAGAAAGAAGAAGAAAGAGGACUUCAUUCUUUAAUUAUCUCCGGGAGGAACAGAGCGAGCUGCUGGAUCCGGAUUCAGACAGACUCCUGUGUGACUCCAUGCCCUCCUCGUCCUCCUCUUCCUUCUCCUUCUCGCCGUGGUGAAGAGUAACCAGAUUAAAGAUGUCCGCUGUGAUGGGGGGGGUCUCCUCCUCCGCCCUCAGGGCUCCUGGGGGGGCUCUGGUUCUCCUGCUCUCCGUCACGCUGCUGUCUGGGUUCAGCCCGCUGUGCAUCGCUCGGGGAGGGGGCUGCUGCAGCAUGGACCCACGUUUUCGGCGCAGGCUGCUCAGCCUGAUCAGCUGUUUUGCAGGAGGAGUGUUUUUGGCCACCUGUCUGCUGGAGCAGCUGCCGGACUACCUGCAGAGCAUCGAGGAGGCCUUCAGAAGCGCGGGGGUCACACUUCAGUUCCCUCUGCCUGAGUUCAUCAUGGCGAUGGGUUUCUUCCUGGUUCUGGUUCUGGAGCAGGUCAUCCUGGCCUUUAAGGACCAGCCUCAGAUGAAGGAGUGUCGCGCUCUGCUGCCGAACUCCAGCGCCAACUCCCACCGCCACGGCGCGUCAGAGGAGUCCGGCGGCAGCCUCUUCCACGUGGACCUGAGCGCGCAGUCGGCCCUGCGCUCCUUCGUCCUGGUCUUCUCGCUGUCGCUGCACUCCGUGUUGGAGGGGCUGGCGGUGGGCCUGCAGGAGAUCUACGUGGCAAGGCAAGGCAAGUUUAUCUAUACAGCAUCUUUCAACACAAGGCCAUUCAAAGUACUGUACACAAAUGAAAAACAUUAGGUGCAUUAAGAAACAGUGUCACGGAAACACGUUAUGAA
Notothenia coriiceps (black rockcod) is the source of this 914-nucleotide messenger RNA. Its product is annotated as zinc transporter ZIP1-like. Gene Ontology annotation, cellular component: plasma membrane. The record is from RefSeq and is a predicted model, not a curated record. Gene Ontology annotation, biological process: zinc ion transmembrane transport. The transcript has 4 exons. The coding region runs from base 226 to 876 and encodes 216 amino acids. Gene Ontology annotation, molecular function: zinc ion transmembrane transporter activity. NCBI's taxonomy places the organism in Eukaryota, Metazoa, Chordata, Actinopteri, Perciformes, Nototheniidae.